Ambispora gerdemannii is the source of this 384-nucleotide messenger RNA. The record is from the annotation of a GenBank genome assembly. Lineage: Eukaryota; Fungi; Glomeromycota; Glomeromycetes; Archaeosporales; Ambisporaceae.
AUGAAAAAUCCGGAUAGAAAUAUUCGAACCUUAUUUUUUGCAAUGUUACUUUUAAAUGUUUUUACGGCCGGUCCGUUAACAAAAUUAUUUUUAAUUGCAGUUGCGGAUGCAUCCACAAAAACAUUAGAAAGUAUAUCUACGGAUAUCAGCGCUGCUUCUACAGAAAUACCGACAACGAUAGAAAUUAAUACAUCAUCAACAGAAACGAUAGAUACGGAAACAAAACUACCAGCAAUGAACGAUCAUUCUCGAACAAAUAGAAUCGAAAGUAUAAUUUCUUCAAUUUCGCAUACACCAUCACCAUCACCUACAAUUAUAGUAAUUACACAAACAAAGACUUUUACUCAUCAACAACAUCUAAAAGCCCUGCGAAGACUUCUUUAG